Molecule: messenger RNA, 1262 nt
Organism: Dufourea novaeangliae
Lineage: Eukaryota; Metazoa; Arthropoda; Insecta; Hymenoptera; Halictidae
Gene: p53
Product: cellular tumor antigen p53
Exons: 3
Coding region: 99-1127 (342 amino acids)
Biological process (GO): regulation of transcription by RNA polymerase II; apoptotic process
Cellular component (GO): nucleus
Molecular function (GO): DNA-binding transcription factor activity, RNA polymerase II-specific; RNA polymerase II cis-regulatory region sequence-specific DNA binding
Source: RefSeq, a predicted model, not a curated record
UGCAAUGGCGUCAAAUGGCGUCCUUUUGCGGCAACGUGCGUGUUGAUGUUUAGUAUUAUUGUUGUGACAUUAAGUGGCCAGUAAAGAAUUUCUAGAAUAUGACAAAUAUGAACGGUUUUUCAGACUCACAAGAGUCUGCUCUACUUGAGGAUGAUGUAUUCUCGGAAUUACAACGGGAAAUAGGAAGCCAAACAUUACCAUUGCUGACAGAUAAUAUGUUAGAUGAAGUAGAGGAAAAAUAUAGUUUCACCCAACAGUACACAGAAUGUACAGAAAUAAAAAAUGAAUCUUCAGAUAGAGAAUAUUACCAAGAAACUGCAGCUCCAAUAAGGGAGGAAUUUGCGGGAUGCUACGAUUUUCAGUUCUCGCUAGCUAAUCAGGGUUCCAGUAAACAUUGGGUUUAUUCUCAGAUAUUGAGAAAAGUGUUUAUUCUCAUGGAUGAGACACUGCCAGUGCGUUUCAAAUGGGAUCCACCAGAGGAUGGUUUAUUUUUGCGUACUACCAUGGUUUUUAGUUUGGAUCAAUAUGCAUCAGAUCCAGUAAAAAGAUGCCAUAACCAUGUGGCCGCAGUUAAUACAAACAAUCGAGAUAUAGAUCCAAGAAUAAUAAAACAUGUUGUUCGUUGCUUGGAUCAUUCAAGCAUGUAUGAAGAAAGGAACGAGCAUUUGUCUGUAUUGACACCUCUUCAUACACCUCAAGCUGGAUCACAGUAUGUGCUAAUGAAUUUCAAGUUUCUGUGUAAAAACAGUUGUCCAUCUGGUAUGAAUCGUAGACCCACAGAAUUAAUUUUUAAUUUAGAAGACAGUAAAAGAACGGUAUUAGGUAGACGCAGGCUUCUUGUUAGAGUUUGUAGUUGCCCAAAAAGAGAUUUAAAAAAAGAAGAGUCUGAAGUAACAGAGGCACAGCCUGAGGUUAAAAAGAGGAAACUUUGUUUGCCUGUUGCUAAAAAAAUGAUGCCUUCGUGUGACACCCAUGUCUUUAAGGUUCAACUCAAUAUAAUUGGUAAAGAAAACUAUUUAGCAGUUUUAAAAUAUGCGUACGAUAUUAUGGCUGGCCAAGCCUCGCGAACCGGACACUAUGAGUUUUUUAAACCAUACAUGGACGACAUAUUGCGCAAAACUCCGUGAGUUUACAAGUUUUGUGUCUUUCAUAUUAUCUUAUGUGCCUUAAAAAUUCGAAGUAAGUAUGUUCUAUUGUUAUAUAUUUAUAUGCAUUACAAAUUGAAGUAAUGCAUAUUCUAACACAAAUAACUCAACACCACU